Dentiscutata erythropus is the source of this 1275-nucleotide messenger RNA. Lineage: Eukaryota; Fungi; Glomeromycota; Glomeromycetes; Diversisporales; Gigasporaceae. The record is from the annotation of a GenBank genome assembly.
AUGGCUACGGAAAAUAAUCAAUCACAUGAUAGCAAUCCGAUUGAGAAUGAAAAAGAUGAAGAAUUGAUUCAAAUUCGUGAAAUUGAAACUGAAAAUACUUCAAAUGAUCCAACUAAUUGGCCGAUAACGAAAAAACAAUUCAUAGUAUUCAUUAUCUCAGUGGCAGCAAUAAUCGACUCUAUUUCUAGCACAAUUUUUUUUCCCGCACUUAUCGAAAUUAGCGUUGAUUUGAAUACUUCUCAAGUUCUCGCCAAUGCUAUAAUUGCAAGCAUAGUAUGUGCUAUAUCGAAUAAUAUUUGGCAAUUAUUAGUUAUGCGUUCGUUUCAGGCUCUUGGUGGAUCUGCAGUCCUAAGUGUUGGUGCAGGAACUAUAAGUGAUAUAUUCAUUCCUACAGAACGUGGACGUGCUUUUGGAUGGUUCUACUUGGGACCUUUAAUAGGUCCUCUUAUUGGCCCAGUCAUAGGCGGCUAUAUAACUCAAUACCUUGGAUGGAAAUUUAUUUUUUGGUUUCUAACAAUAUAUGGAGGAGUCAUUUUAGUCCUCAUGUACUUUGCACUUCCUGAAACUUUUCAUCGCACCCAUUUGUCACUUACCACAACAUCACCUCCUAAAAAACGGUUUAAUCCAUUCUUACCGCUUACUUUACUUCGUUAUCCAAAUUUAUCUUUAGUAGUACUUUACGUAAGUAUAGUUUUUUCAGUGAUGUUUGCCCAAAAUACCCUUAUUCCAACAACUUUUUCAGCAAAGUAUAAUAUGUCUCCAUCAAAUAUCGGACUUGUAUUUCUUUCUCCUGGUAUUGGAUUCAUUUUGGGAAGUAUAAUAUCUGGAAGUUAUUCUGAUUUCAUAUUGAAUAGAAGUAGAAAAAAAUACGGUAGUAUUGAUCCGGAAAUAAGAAUUAAAGGUGGUUGGCUUGGAUCAACGUUAGUCCCAAUUACACUUUUAGCUUAUGGAUGGUUUAUUGUGAAGAAUGUUCAUAUUGCUUUACCUAUAUUAUCUAUGUUUUUUUUCGGAUUUGGUUUAAUGAUAACAUUUAGUAGUGUGUCAACAUAUUUAGUCGACGCUUUUCCUGGUCGAAGCGCUUCAGCUAUAGCAGUGAACAAUUGUUUCAGAUUUAUAUCAGCCUCAAUAAUGUCUUUCGCUUCGGAACCAUUUGAAAAUGCUUUAGGCACCGGUUUAUUGUAUACUCUUUUGACAGUGUUUAUUAUAUUGGGCACUUCCUGCAUGGUUACUGUAUAUUUAAAAGGAAAAAAGUGGAGAGAACGGUUUCAAAAUUAA